UUUACUCUAGCGGCUAGCAGUUUGAAACAGGGCUUUUAACAGUAGAGUGGGCACUUGCAGAUUGAAAGCAUUCAUUGUGUUAACAGAGGAACACAUACCUUUAAAACUCUAGCUAAGAAGAUGUCAUCAGAUGAAGGGGAACGCAAUAGUCCAGAUUUACCAAGAGAUUCAGACAGAGGCAGCUCAGUUUCCUCUGUGCUUCAGGAUGAAUACGAAGAACUUCUUCGCUAUGCUGUUGUCACUCCUAAAUAUGAACCGAGUCUCCCAUCACAGCUCAACUUGAGUAUAACUCAACUCUCCAGUUCACAACAUACUAUUAAAAGAGACACACCAGCUCAACCUUCUGCAGAUAAUGAAGAGCAUCCAAACAACAGGGCUACACCAACUCCUCCAUUAGAAGAAUCCAGACCGCCAAGUCGAACAUCUGAGGGUGAGUGCAUGGCAGCCAGGUCUGUGUCAUCUGAGGAAAGAUCAGACAUAUCAGGACAAAGCAGUGCUGAUGCUCUGAUCACCGUCAUGACAGAGAUGUUCAUCUCAGAUGAGAAUCUGAACAGGAUGGAGAACAUUUUGGACACCUGGAGCACAAAUCUUAAGAGUAAUGUGAUGAUGGAGCUGAGGAAGUGGAAACUGGCUUGUGUGGAGCAGCACAGACUGGAGCUUAAGAACGAGAGGGAGAAACAUGCAGCACAUAUGGCUGCUGUAAAUGCUGAGAUGGAUGGUCUCAAAGACCUGGUCAACACUUACCAGAUCUCUAACCAGAGGAAAGAUGAGGUGAUAGUGAAUCUGAGCAGGGCGGUUGACAGGCAGAGGGAGAAGUUGGAGCUGAUGAGGAGUUUCACCCAGUGGAGACUGCAGCAGUGCUCUGCCAGAGAGGAGGCACAGGGGGGCAGACUGGCCGAGCAGCACUAUCAUUUGCAGCUCAAGAGGAAGGUGUGGGCAGGCUGGCAAUCGCUCAUCCAGAACAGGUGGCGGGAGCGUGUGGAGAGAGCGUGUUGUGCCAGAGCAGAGGACGUCUGCAUGCAGCUCUCUACAGACUAUGAGGCCAAGAUGGCACAGCAUGUAGAGGAGCUCCAGAAAGCUCAAGCUGAGAUCCACAGGCUGCACACGGAGCGAGAGCGCUACGAGGACUCUAUGAAGAAAGCUUUCAUGCGUGGGGUCUGUGCACUCAACAUCGAGGCCCUUAGUAUGUUUAACACUGGAGAAGCGGGUAGACUGGACCGUGAUGUUCCACCUCCAGGGGACGAGCCAAGCACCAGCUCAAUGGCUAAUCACCCUCCACGUACGGUCUCGUCUGCACGGCUCAGUCCAAUUGUCAUGGAGAGUCCAAUACAGCCGGGCCCCUCCCACAGCAAUACAGACGAUGUAGAGGCGGACCAGUUUCUCUCUCAGCCUAGCUCAAUCACAGGCCCAAGAGCAGAAACCCUUCUCUCCACCACAGUGGUGAACUCUACCGUUCCACCAGGGGGCAGUACAAGCUCCUUCAGACAGGCGAACGCACGGAUAGUAACAGCUGGCAAGCAGAAAGCCUCUAAGACAGUAACUGCUCGUUUGACAGGACGGGCAGAGCAUAACCGGACGGGCCGCCUCCCUACGGCCCUGCAUGUCAUGGGUGUGGCUCCUCCCAUGAGCUCAGUUGUAGUAGAAAGACACCACCCUGUCACUCAGCUCACUGUUGGUCAGGCAACAGCAGCUAAGUUCCCUCGCGCCGCUCUUCAGAGUCAGACUGUCUCCAGCAGCAAGAGCUCCUCCAGCCAGCCUAGAGGCCCCUCCUCCUCCUCCUUUCACAUCCACUCCAUCAAAGUCGUGGACUAACACACACUCUUGCUCAUUUAUGUGUCAGGUCUGGAUACUGUAAUUUGAAGUAUUUAAUUUGUCAGGUUUAGAGGCUUUAAAUUAGGUUCAUACAUUUUAAGUAC
Messenger RNA from Rhinichthys klamathensis goyatoka, 1916 nucleotides. It is a transcript of the gene poc5, whose product is annotated as POC5 centriolar protein homolog (Chlamydomonas). The coding region runs from base 121 to 1812 and encodes 563 amino acids. Lineage: Eukaryota; Metazoa; Chordata; Actinopteri; Cypriniformes; Leuciscidae. The record is from RefSeq and is a predicted model, not a curated record. Gene Ontology annotation, cellular component: centrosome. The transcript is spliced from 13 exons.